AUGGUAUUUGAAGUGGGAGACAAGGUUUGGAUCCAUCUGCGCAAAGAGAGAUUUCCGGCCGAGCGCAAAUCCAAACUUAUGCCGAGGAUAGAUGGACCAUUCGAGAUCACUAGAAGAAUCAACAACAACUCCUACCAAAUUGAUCUUCAAGGUAAGUACAAUAUAAGUUCCAGUUUUAAUGUUACUGAUCUUUCUUCUUUUCUUGCAGAUGAACCACAUUUGAGGUCAAAUCCUUUUCAAGAGGGAGGGGAUGAUAUGAUCAUGGAGGAGGUUGCUAGGAACUUGGACCAGGAAGCAGCUGGAGAGCUUGAAGCAGAGGAACAGCUGGAGAGCUUGAAGCAGAGGAACAGCUUGAACCAGAGGAGCAGCUUGAACCAGAGGAAGCAUUGGCGAUGCCAACCGAACCAAUCACUAGGUCGCGAACUAAGCUGUUCAACCAAGAAAUUGGAAGAAUACUUAGCCACUUGGGCCAGAGCAGAAAUGAGGUUAUCCAAACCACUUUGGUUUGUUUAG
Microthlaspi erraticum is the source of this 513-nucleotide messenger RNA. Lineage: Eukaryota; Viridiplantae; Streptophyta; Magnoliopsida; Brassicales; Brassicaceae. The record is from the annotation of a GenBank genome assembly.